AUGAACAACAGCAAUUCACAUAUUACCACAAAGAACCACAAAGAAAUUAAUUCAAGCUUAUCAAAUCAAAAUAAAACUCAAAAUUUACAUAAAAAUAACUUAAAUUUAUCAUUAGCAAACGAUUUAUUGCAUAAAACAGAUACAGGUAAUACAAGAGUGAACAAAUCUGUCUCAAAUCUUACUGGUUCAGAAAAAUAUAUCCUGAACGAAAUUAAAAAUGACAAACGAAACAGAAUUAAUGAAAGAAAUACAAAGAACAUAUCAAAUACAUCAAUUCCAAAAGGUUCCAAGAAAAUUGGAGAAUUUGCCAAUAAUUCAGAUAAAACUCAACUAAAUAGCCCAACAACAGCUCGCAAUACAUCUAAUCCUACUAUACAUUCAAAUCACAUACAUAAAACAGCUUUAACUACUCAAAAUGAUCAUAAAGAUAAAAAUGAUUUGAAGAAAAUAGAUAAUAACUCUUCAAAAUCGUAUGCUAAUAAUAAUAAAACACAUAUACCAAACAAUGAAUCUCAAAAUCAUAAUUUAACUCAAGAAAUGAAAUUAAAUAAAAAUUCAAAGGAAAAAAUCCAAAACCAGACAGUGAAUCACCAUAAAGAUGCAUCAAAAAUCGAUGGUGAUGCAGUGUUGAAUAGAAAAUCAAAUGGUUCUCAUUUAUCAAAUCCAAAUCUCAAACAAGAGCAAACAAACACUACAAAGAAUAACCAAUCAAGUCUCAGUAAAGAAAACCAUAGUAAUCAAACAAAAAAUUCAUUAAUAAAUCAAAAUCAGAUUUCACAUCAAAAACAAUUAACAAAAGAAACAACAACAGCUAAAAUACCUCAUAAAAACAUUGUUUCACAUACAAAUAUUUCUAAACAAACACCAGAUUCAAGUAAAAAUCAAAAACAUAUGAAAAAUUUAGAAAAUUCAACAAAAACAAAACAAACUCAAGAAAUAAUUCAUUCUAAUCAAGUUAAAACAUCAGUGAUACCAACAAAAACAACAGUUAAACAAACACCAACAAUAAUUCCACAACCAAGAACUACAAAAAUACCAUCAACAACUGUUCAAAAACAAACAACAAAUUCAGUAAUUUCUCACAGUACAAAUUCGAUUUUUAAAACAACAAAUAGUGUUUCUUCAAGAAAAUUACUUCAAAAACAAACUCCAAUUGCAACUGCUCAUCAAACACAAAAACAAACUAUUGUUCAACAUUCAACACAUUCUGCAACAGUUUCACAGAAACAAAAUCAAACUAAAAAAGAAACAAUAUAUGUUACUAAAAUUCCAUCAUUAAAAGAAACUCCUUCUCCUAGAAAUAUUCCAAUGAAAACUCCUCAUGAAACAAUUAAACAAACUCCAAUUAUUAUUCCAAAACAAACAACAAUUUUCAUUCCAAAACAAACUCCAAUAGAAACAGCAAAACCAACAAUUAUUGAAACAACUAUACAAAAAUUAAUUCAAACUCCAGCAGAAACAGUUAAACAAACUCCACAUCAAAUAACUAAAGAAACACCAAAUGUAAUUUCAGCACAAACAACAAAAUUCAUUCCAAAACAAACUCCAAUAGAAACAGAAAAACAAAAGCCAAUUCAAACCCCAGCCGAAACAAUAAAACAAACUCCAGUUGAAACACCUAUUCAAGAACCAAUUCAAACUCCCCAAGAAACAAUAAAAGAAACUCCAACUAAUAUUCCAUUUCAAACUCCAUCUGCAACUCCUAUUAUUACAUUAUAUAAAGAAAUUCCAGAAAGAUCUCCAAUUCAAACAGUUCGAGAGAAACCAAUUUUCAUUCCACAACAAACUCCAAUUCUAUUAUAUGAACCAAUUCAAACAAUUAAAGAAACACCACAACAAACAAUUAUUCAAACUCCUUUUGAGACACCACAAGAAACACCACAACAAACUCCUUAUGAAACAAUAAAAGAAACUGUUUAUCAAACUCCUGCUGAAACCCCAUUGCAAACUCCAUUUGAAACUCCAAUUUAUACUCCAAUGCCAACACCAACUCCACAACAUGCUAUAUUUUUACAAGAUUUACCACAAUCUAUUUCACAAACACUUUCAAUUACAACAAGAAAUUCUUAUACACAUAUAAUAAAUAUCACAGAAAAAUAUACUUAUUUCACUCCACAAAUUAGAGAACAAUUCUCAUUUCAUUUCUUUAUCAAUGAGAAAAAUACAUAUAAAUAUGUCGGACAGUUACAAGAAAACCACAUUGGAUUUCAUUUUGGAGCAUCAACAGGUUUAGUUUAUGUUAAUCACACAACAUUAGAAUUACAACAUAUUUGUUACAUAACUUACAAAGAAAACAAAAAAGAUGAUUAUUUCUUUGUUUUUCAUCCAUCGCAAUUCAACUCAAACACAAAACCAAUAGAAAAUAAAGAGAUGUUUCGAGUUAAAUCAGAGAUGGUUCGAUGCAAUUCUUUGUUGGAUAGUUAUAUUUCAAAAUUUGACAAUCAACAAAAAACAAUUUUUGAGAAAAACCGUCAAAUUUUCAAAUCAUUGAAUCAAGAUUCAUUUCAUAUCAACAUAACAGAGAGUGGCUGGAAAAUUAUAUUCAUUGACAAACCAAAAACAAUUGUUUAUUCAUUAAACAUAACAAAUGCUUCAAUAACAGCAUUUUAUUUAUCGAAAGGAAGUUAUAUUCCUUUUGCACAAAUUUCUGACAAAUCUCCAAACAUGAUUUCAAUUGGAGAUCGAUCAGGAGUUUUACUUAUAGAAGGGACACCAAAUACAACAGUUAUUUGGAACGCAUUCACAACCACAGGAAUUUACCCUGGUUCAGGAUAUUUCGAACAUAUUUGUUCAAAACAACAAAUAACAAAUGAACGAAUUAAAUUUUUCGAAUCAAAAAUCAAAGAAGAAAUAAAGACUAAAACGAAAUUAAACAAUUUAUUAAAUUUGCCAUUCGAAGCUUACGCAAAAGAGAUGACAAAUGCAUCAUCAUUGUCACAAACAUAUGAAAUCGAGAGUAAAAAUAAUCCAAUCAAACAAAUCCUUGCAACAUUUGAUGAAAAUGGAACUUACACUUAUAUAUUUCCAGCAGGAAACUAUGAUGUUUUCUUCCCGAACAUGAGUCAUUUGACCAUAAACUAUUUCAUUUAUAAAGAUAAAACAGGAGAUGACUUGAAAUAUUAUGGUCAAAUUCAUAAUGUUAAAAAUUAUGGAAAUUUGAUUGUUCGACAUAAUUUACCAAGUUUGAUUCUAGUACAAUCGAAAGAACUCAAAUCAUUCCAGUUUGUUUAUAUCAAUCAAGGAUUAGUUAAUUGCCAUCAAACAUAUAUUUCUAACUACGAUGCAAAAGAAAAUAACUUCAAAAAUGUUGUUAAAAAUUCUUCAACUCGAUUACAAAUUUGUAAUUUGCGAUUAAUUGACAGACAAACAAAUUACAAACUAUUUUAUAAAUUGCCAGAAACAUCAUUUGUUUCUAUAUAUUCUCCACAAAACACUCGUACAAGAGUUUUGCAAUUUUCAGGAUAUUUCAUUCAAGAAACAGCAUUACCAUUUUUAGAAGUUUAUUCAUUUGUGAAAAACGAAGAAUUCCAAACUGAAUUCAAGAUCACAAAGACAUCACUUGAUAGGGAACAUCGAUUCAGUUUCUCAUAUGAAAAUAUCAAGAAAACAUCUAUUGUUUUCCCAGACAAAAUCACUAAUUUACAAAUCAUAAACAAUCCAGAUAUUGUUAGUUUUGUUACAGAACAUUUAGCGAAUAUUAAUCCAGAGAUGCCACGAAUCCAAGAGAAGAACAUCGUAUUCACAUCAUCACUUCAAACAGAAGAUCCACAAUCUAUCAGUUUCGAGAGUAAAAGUUCUAUUCCUCAUGAGAUAUUUCUUGACAAACCACACACUGUUGUUAUCAUUCCAGAUUUAUACACAUUUACAAUUCGAUGUUUCACACGAAACGAGAACAAAAUCAACUAUUUUGGUUCUAUCAAUUCUAAAGAGCAUCUUGGUGUUUUCUUCGGUAACAACUCUGGUAUAUUGUAUGUCACUUCGUUUGGUAACAAAAAGUUCCAAAUGUACACAUUACAUGACAAUUCAAAUGAUGAUUAUUUCUUCAUCAAGAAACCGAAUUUGGUUUCUAAACGAAAUUUUGAAGUUGAAAACAACAUCACAUUGAAAAACAUUUCAUUAGAAAUCGAGUCCAACAAAAGGAACCAUGUUAAAGAUCUUUCUAACAACCACACAUUUUACCGAGGCAGUGUAUGUUUCCCUAAAACAGAGUUCAAUUACAGAGACAUUUAUUUAUCACAAGGAACAACAAUUUUGUUUACUAAUAAAAAGAGAUACAAUGUUUUCUAUUUCAAAGAAAACGAUAAACAAAGAAUGGUUCCAAUCGAAGUUCAAACACCAGAAAAUGAUGUUUAUGGAUACCAUUAUGGAUUGUUAACAAAUGGUGCAAUUCGAAUCAAACUUCAAGGUCGAAACUCAUGUAUUGAAUUUUUGAUUUUUAAUUCAACGAAUUCAGUUGAAACAUUUUCAUUUUCUAUUAAUGACUUGAAGUUCUUACGAACUAAUAUAAGGGACAUCGAAACCGAAAUUGCCAUCAACUCAUUCUACAAGCACUUAAACAAUGUCAACAAAACAUUUAUGAUGAAAUACGCUGUUAAGAACACGAGUUCAAUUAAUGAAACAGAAACCACCAAGAAAGUUUAUAACAAUAAUCAGAACAACGAAGAAGAGAAGAAGAAACAACAAGAAUCACGAAUCAAGAUCAUUGGCGGUGGCGAUGAUUCAUCAAUUGAUUUAGACAUCAUUCGAGAUAAUGACAAAGAAAGUUUUCCAGAACUGAAUCUCGUUUUCGAAUGGCGAAGUGGAAAUAAAUACAAUUUAUUUAGUAACAGUACUAUUCAUGAAGGAUAUUCAUAUCAAAGGAUCAUCAUUGUAUAUGUUUUCAUCUGUUUACCACUCAGUUCGAUUCUCGGUGCAAUUUACUUUUCUAAUAUCAUUUACGGCUGCAUCAAACCAUCAAACAUCGAAAGCAUCUUGAAUCACAUUGGAGAAAACACACUUGGUGUUGAAGAAAACGACGAAUACCAAGAAUCAAACACAGAUUAUAAUGAUCAAUAUCUUGAUGACAAUCAUCUUCAAGAUCUUAAUCCAACAUAA
Trichomonas vaginalis G3 is the source of this 5094-nucleotide messenger RNA. RefSeq names its product bifunctional inhibitor/lipid-transfer protein/seed storage 2s albumin superfamily protein family. The coding region runs from base 1 to 5094 and encodes 1697 amino acids. The transcript has a single exon. NCBI's taxonomy places the organism in Eukaryota, Parabasalia, Trichomonadida, Trichomonadidae. The record is from RefSeq and is a predicted model, not a curated record.